CAACCCUUUGUUGAUGGACCGGGGUGGUGGUGAAGACGCGCCGCUAGAGGCGAAGAGGGAGCCUAAGCCGGAUGAAGAUCAUAAUAAUAAUAAUAAUAAGAAGAAGAAGAAAGAAGUGCCGGUGACAUGGGUUAGCGGGAAGAAAGGUUCCGGUGGUGGCAUGCGGUGUUGUCAAGCUGAGAAGUGCAAGGCGGAUCUUGAGGAGGCAAGGCAGUACCAUAGGAGGCACAGGGUGUGUGAGUACCAUGCCAAGGCUCAGGUGGUUCUUGUUUCCGGCAUUAGACAACGCUUCUGUCAGCAAUGUAGCAGGUUCCAUGAGAUAGGUGAAUUUGAUGACACAAAAAGAAGUUGCCGGAGGCGUUUGGCCGGACACAACCAACGGCGAAGAAAGAACUGUGAUUCUCAAGCAGAAGGGUCGAGGCGCAAAGGGAUAUGUCCUCAGUUGAAGAAGGACACUGCCUGUGGAGAUGAUAGGAGCAGAAUUCAGAUUGCAAUCCAAGAGAGUGGAGCUUAUAAACAUUUCCAGAUAAGAUGAAAAGUGAAACUUCUUUCGUUUAAGCAUAAUUGCUCCCUCUCUUCUGUCAUCUUCGGAAACUUAUUAAACUGUUCCUAUGUCACAUUAGUGG
This is a messenger RNA of Arachis duranensis, 626 nucleotides long. RefSeq names its product squamosa promoter-binding protein 1-like. The transcript is spliced from 2 exons. The coding region runs from base 14 to 535 and encodes 173 amino acids. Gene Ontology annotation, cellular component: nucleus. The record is from RefSeq and is a predicted model, not a curated record. NCBI's taxonomy places the organism in Eukaryota, Viridiplantae, Streptophyta, Magnoliopsida, Fabales, Fabaceae. Gene Ontology annotation, molecular function: DNA binding.